CCGAACCUCUCCCUUGGUUUAUAUCAGUUAUGAAAAGGUUAUAUUAUAAUAUUCAUUUUGUUGAGCACCUCUGUCUUACAAGGCUUGGUACAGUAUAUGAUAUGUGUAUAUUUCCUGUCAGGAACAACAGAAUGCAUGUGGAAAAUGCUGUGAGAACUCUUCUAAGCUGCAUUAGAAGGCAUCAAAACCCACAACCAAGCGGGAAUCCAGACCUUCCUAGCAGUUCUCCAGGCGGAAGUCGGCCCAUGGAAACACAAGCUUGGACUAGUCCCUUUGGGGUCAGUCACCCUGUUAGACAAAAUACUGUUCAGCAGGAGAUGCAAAGGUCUUUUCCAGCUAUAUUUGGGGGCCGGGCACGCCUUAAAAGAAAGGCACCUGAACCUCCAGAGCAACAUGUUCAAAGUUCUUAGAACUCCAGUUUUGCCUGCAACCAGAAAACUCAACCAGACUCCAAAAGAUGAAACUGCGCUCUUGCAAGCGGGUUUAGGACGGAGAACUGUAAUCUUGCAGAUGAUGCUGAUCACACAGAGUGUUCCUCGCUGCUUUCCAUGAGCAUCCUGAUUGGUUUGCAGUUUAGAUAACCAGAGUACUACUUGAGGAAUACACUAAAUUGCGACACUUGCGGGGCGGUUGGCUUCUUCAAAAAGCCACAGGAGGCAGUGGACAGAGGAAGACAACCCCACUGCCCCAGGGCUCCCAGGGCUACACAGCAAAAAUACUGAAGUCCUAUUCAAACAAUGGAAAGAUCAUCAUCUAUAUUGUCCCCCUUCAAGAAAAGAUAGACACAUCCCCCUUGCCAUAUGAUGCACCAGAAUUUCAGAAAAUGCCAAAAAUGACUGCAUGAGCUGUGGCACAUCAGUUCCUCUUCAGUUGCUGCCUUUCCACAUUGCAUCCUGUCAGUGUGAUGAUGAUAAUUUUGAACCUGUGGCAGAAGAGGAGAAAGGCGAGGAACCAAAUGUUAUUUGUAUGGAUUCCUGCCCAAUAUGGAGAGCAGUUACUGCUGAGGGGGAUGCCCCUCCAUGCAAGUUCAUCUGGGGAAAGCUUUCCACUGAUGAAUUCCACAGUGGCGGAUGGCUGCACUUCAGAUGAAAGCACUUCGGUACCAGAGGUUUACACAAGCAGUGCCACUGAGAGAAGCAUUGCUAGCCCAUUGGCUUCUGGAUUCGUACCUGGCACAUCACAAACCAUACCAUCAGGGGCAGUACCUGCAAUAGCUGACGCGUGGAAGAGAGUUGAAGAUCCAGAAAAGGCAGCGCCACUAUACAGAACAUAUUUGCUACGGCAAAAAGAAGAUGAGCGAACACUGAAAGUGAGCAUUGACAUGAGAGAGGACAUUGAGGGUCAAGAGGGAAGACUGAUCAGUUUUUACAAGGUCCAAAAAGUAGAUUGGGCCAGACCACUCCAUUGCAGAUUGGAAGGUGAUGUAGCCACUGGAGACGGCGUUAAGCGCCAUUUCUUCAGCCUGGUUAUGCACAAGUUGCAGAAAGGAUUCUCCAUGGAUUUUGGAAAUAGGACGGGCACUUUGCUUUUUGAGGGCCAAGAUGACCAUCUCAUCCCUUCAACCUCCCAAGUGCUUGUCCAGAGUGACUUGUUCAAGAUGGCAGGGAGAAUGAUAGGCCACUCCUUUCUCCAUGGUGGUCCUCCCCUGACAGGUGUCAGCCCAGCAAUCCUACAUGUAUUGCUUGGUGGCUCCCCUGAGACUGCGACCAUCUCUCUGGAAGAUGUGGCAGACAUUGACAUACAGGAGACAAUACAGCUGCUUACUGUAGCUGAUUACUCCAGGAAGAAAGCAGAUGAUGAGAAGACAAAUGACAAUGAGCUGACAGAGCAUCAGAGGGUAGCUGUUGACAAUUUGGCAUUAUCUUGGGACCUUCCUGUAUUGACAACAAUCAACCACGACUGGCUUUUACCAAGUCUUCUUCAGCAUUCGGUGCUCGGGCGAACCUCGCAACAAAUAAAACAGCUGAGACAGGGACUGCAAGAGUCAAUGCUAUGGCCACUUUUGGAGGCCAGGCCAGAUGUCGUAACAGUGGUUUUCCCAUGUCAAGCAAUGGCUGGAUGCAAUUCUCAGAUGGUUCUAAACAGCAUCAUCUGGCCUGGAGAAGGGGGGGAGGAGGAUGACAAUGGAUGCCCUGUUGCCAUCAGAUGCAAAAUUGCUGGCUACCUACGGCAGUUUGUGGAGACAGUGCCUGAAGACAAACUGAAGCAGUUGGUGAAAUUCUGGGUUGGCUGGGAGCUGCCCAUGCAGGACAUGCAAGUGGAGGUCGUGCAGGCAGACCAUCCAACAUCAUCCACCUGCUUCCACAUCCUGCGCUUGCCUGGUCACUAUGCCAGUUAUGAACAUUUCCAUGAUCAUUUGGAAGGUUGCAUUGCAACUAGUGAUUGUGGGUUUGGAUUAAUAUGAAGUCUCUGAAACCUCGUAUGGUGGGGAGCUCUGCUGCAUACCAUUGUUAGGCUGCACUACAAUAACUGAAGUUCAGUCAGUUAAAAUAUGCUCUUUGUGUGAUGAGUAGAGUUUGGCAGUGUUCACCUUUUUAUGAUAUUAUAUAGACCAAACUCAUUAAGAAAAGACUAAAGAGAUUGUUGAUAGUAUUGUGAUAGUUCUUGUUUACUCAUAUUCACAAACUUAAGCACAUACACUAUUUUUUUUUUUACACAAACUCGACUAUCCGUCUUACUUACAGGUUGUGACAUAAAAGGCACAGCAUUAUCAAAGUUCAGCAAGUUAAGGCCAGCCUGUUUUGUUUGAUGAGUAGAGCUCCAUUGAUUAAUCGAUAAGGUGUUUUGAUAAUCGGUUUGUUACUUUUCAAUAAAAGUCAAAUAUUUUCCUAAA
Molecule: messenger RNA, 2833 nt
Organism: Notolabrus celidotus (New Zealand spotty)
Lineage: Eukaryota; Metazoa; Chordata; Actinopteri; Labriformes; Labridae
Exons: 15
Coding region: 905-2404 (499 amino acids)
Molecular function (GO): ubiquitin-protein transferase activity
Source: RefSeq, a predicted model, not a curated record